Tarenaya hassleriana is the source of this 1724-nucleotide messenger RNA. RefSeq names its product probable polygalacturonase. The transcript is spliced from 6 exons. The record is from RefSeq and is a predicted model, not a curated record. Lineage: Eukaryota; Viridiplantae; Streptophyta; Magnoliopsida; Brassicales; Cleomaceae. Gene Ontology annotation, molecular function: polygalacturonase activity. The coding region runs from base 213 to 1640 and encodes 475 amino acids. Gene Ontology annotation, biological process: carbohydrate metabolic process.
GAAUCAUACGAUCAAUUGUAUGCAUAUCUUUUAACAAAAAAAAAAAAGUGUAUGCAUGUCUUUCUUUCGAUUAUACUUUUCCUCACCUUUCUUUUGAUCGAUAAAAACAAAAUCUACAUGCAUGCAUGCAUGCAUGCGUAUGUUUCAACGUUGUUUUGUUUUCUUGACGAGAGUUAAUUAUCGCCAAGAAAGACUAAAGAACGCAUAUUUUUAUGUGGUUCCGACAUUAUCGUAUGAUUAGGACAAGGACAGUGUUCAGCGCACUUGUAGUGGUUUUGGCCGUAAGCGGUUUCCCGGCGACAGAAUCCGGGCGGCCUGGAAACUUGGCAACCGCAGGAGUUGAAUAUUCGGCAUUGAACUGCCGAAAACACACCGCCGUAAUAACGGAUUUCGGUGCAGUGGGCGACGGAAAAACAUCGAACACAAAGGCAUUUAGAGAGGCCAUAAGCAAACUUGGCCAGAGGGCGGCCGACGGAGGAUCCCAACUCGUUAUCCCGCAGGGAAAAUGGCUCACCGGAAGUUUCAACCUCACCAGCCAUUUCACUUUGUUCAUCCAAAAAGGCGCCACAAUUCUUGCUUCUCAGGAUGAAUCCGAGUGGCCAGUGGUCGCACCUUUGCCGUCGUACGGAAGAGGUCGAGACGCUCCCGGACCAAGAUUCAGCAGUCUAAUCUUUGGUACAAACCUAACCGAUGUGGUUAUCACCGGUAACAACGGGACGAUCGAUGGGCAAGGCAAGUACUGGUGGGUCAAGUACCGUAAGGGAGAGUUCAAAUUGACGAGACCGUACAUGAUCGAGGUCUUAUUCUCCGACAACGUUCAGAUUUCCGACAUUACAUUGAUAGAUUCACCUUCAUGGAACGUUCAUCCCGUUUACUGCAAGAACGUUAUCGUCAAAGGCCUAACCAUUCUAGCUCCCAUCGAUUCUCCUAACACCGACGGAAUCGAUCCAGAUUCUUGCACAAACACUCUAAUCGAAGACUGUUACGUCGUCUCCGGCGAUGACUGCAUCGCGGUCAAGAGCGGUUGGGACCAAUACGGAAUUAAAGUCGGUAUUCCGACACAACAACUCUCGAUCCGAAGACUUACAUGCAUCUCACCGGACAGCGCAGGAGUAGCACUCGGCAGCGAGAUGUCCGGAGGAAUCAGAGAUGUCCGGAUCGAGGACUCGACAAUGAUCAAUACGCAAUCGGGUAUCCGAAUCAAGACCGCGAUCGGACGAGGAGGCUACGUGAAGGAUAUAUUCGCACGUCGGAUAAUGAUGAAGACGAUGAAGUACGUUUUCUGGAUGAGCGGCGCUUAUAAUCAACACCCUGAUGAACACUUUGACCCUAAGGCGUUGCCGGAGAUUACGAACAUUAACUACCGUGACAUGAUGGCGGAUAACGUCACGAUCUCGGCGAGGCUCGACGGGAUCGAGAAGGAUCAGUUUACGGGUAUAUGUAUAUCGAAUGUGAAUAUAUCAUUGUCGCCGAAUCCGAAGAAGUUGCAAUGGAACUGUACGGAUGUCGCUGGAGUUACGAGCAGGGUUUCGCCGCCGGCGUGUAGUUUGUUGCCGGAAAAAGGUUCUCCGGUGGACUGUAAAUUCCCGACAGACAAGAUUCCGAUUGAGAGUAUUGUUAUGAAGAAGUGUUCGGUUUAGAGUUGGCUAAAUGUCACUCAUUGAUGUUUUUAUUUAUUUAUUUUCAUAUGAAAAUAAAUUUAAAGAAUGGUGCACCUUCUCAAA